This is a messenger RNA of Strongylus vulgaris, 393 nucleotides long. The record is from the annotation of a GenBank genome assembly. Lineage: Eukaryota; Metazoa; Nematoda; Chromadorea; Rhabditida; Strongylidae.
AUGGCAGCUGAGCUAGGACAACCGGCUUCAGUAUCGACAAUACAGCUGCAGUCCUUUGAGAAAGGAUUACGUUCACCAUCGCUAGGAGAGCAGCUGUCUACAGUAGUAUCCACUGCAAGUCUCGUCAGAGCACACCCGUUCCCCAUGUAUGUGAACACAAUUGUAGUCCGACUUGCAGAUGCUUUUAAAGAUGGAACAAAUAUGCUACGAUUGGCAAUUGCGCGAGCUCUGUUAGAAUGUGGAACCCACUUGUCGCUAGUUUUCUCUGGUAGUGAGAUAUUCAAGAGAGUUUUAUCAGUUUCGCACUCGAAUGAUCCAGUGGCACGGGCUAUGACGCUUCAGGUACUGGCAAGCUUAGCUCCAAUCGCUCCAGAAAACAAACAGGUUGGAUGA